Lodderomyces theae is the source of this 1854-nucleotide messenger RNA. RefSeq lists its product as uncharacterized. Gene Ontology annotation, biological process: mitochondrion organization; lipid homeostasis. The coding region runs from base 1 to 1854 and encodes 617 amino acids. Lineage: Eukaryota; Fungi; Ascomycota; Pichiomycetes; Serinales; Debaryomycetaceae. The transcript has a single exon. Gene Ontology annotation, cellular component: mitochondrial inner membrane. The record is from RefSeq and is a predicted model, not a curated record.
AUGGUUAGACAGGAAAGACUAUCUUUGUUGCUUAAAUCCGCAACCCCGAAUCCAUCGUACAAUAUUUAUCCCCAGAUUUUUUUUACCAAGGCCACCGCCAUGAUCAGACUCAUAGAGCAGCUGCAUAUGUGCAGAGUUGGACACAAGGGGGGCCCGUUCACAUUACGACAUGCUCUUUCGCGUAACAGGUUGAACACAUCUCAGUCAUUACAAAAAUCAUAUGCAAUUUCUUCAUCAUCAUCAUCGGCAACAGCAAGUUUCACCAAUGCUAAAGAACCAAAGUCUAAGAGGUUUCUCAAGUAUUUUGCAGUUGGUGUGGGGAUAGGUAUAGGUGGGUCAGCAUUGUACUACACUAGUGACAAAUUCAGACAUGCAGUGUUGACUGUAGAUCGAGUUGGUGUCGUCACAGUUGCCAUGGUUCGGUGCUUUGCUCUAUAUAGAGAGACUUUGAACAAAGAAUUUGAUUCAACAACAGCACGGCAAGAUGCAUUAUCAAAAACCCACAAGAAAGCUGCUGAAAUUACCUUGAAAGCUUUGGAGAAGAAUGGUGGUAUUUACAUCAAAUUAGGACAACAUAUUACUGCGUUGACUUACUUGUUGCCUCGUGAAUGGACAGACACUAUGAUUCCAUUACAAGACAAAUGUCCCAGAUCUUCAAUGGAGGAAAUUGAAAAGUUGUUUGAAACUGAUCUCGGAGUCAAGUUAGAAGACAUGUUUGUUGAUUUUGAUCCAAAUCCAGUUGGUGUUGCAAGUUUAGCUCAAGUUCAUAUUGCCAGGUUGCGCAAAAACGGACAGAAAGUUGCGGUCAAGAUUCAGCAUCCUAGUUUGAAAGAGUUUGUGCCGUUAGAUGUUCAGUUAACUAGGUUGGUGUUUGACUUGAUGUACAAAGCUUUUCCUGAGUAUCCACUAACCUGGUUGGGUGAAGAAAUGCAAAAUUCGAUUUUUGUUGAGCUCGAUUUUACAAACGAAGCAGCAAAUGCUGAAAGAACAGCAAAGCAUUUCAAAGAUGUUUCCUACUUGAAAAUUCCAGAUGUUCUAGAAGCAAAAAAGAGAAUAUUGGUUAUGGAGUACGUUGCUGGGUCUAGAUUAGACAACUUCAACUACUAUGAAAAGAACCAUAUAGACAGAUCCAAAGUAAGUGCUUGCCUAACCCAUAUAUUCAACGAAAUGAUUUUCAGACCAGAUGUUGGGUUACAUUGUGACCCACAUGGUGGAAACUUGGCUAUAAGAAAAGUUAAACCACACAACGGUUAUAAUUUCGAGAUUAUCCUAUACGACCAUGGACUAUACAGAGAUAUUCCAUUGCAAAUGAAACGCGACUAUGCUCAUUUCUGGCUAGCUGUAUUGGAUCAUGAUAUUCCGGGGAUGAAAAAGUAUGCCAAAGUGUUUGCUGGUAUUGAAGGUGAACAAAAGUUUAAGAUAUUCGUUAGUGCAAUCACGGGUAGGGCCCCUGAUACUGUAUUGAAUAAAGACAUCAAAUCGAAAAGAUCACAAGAGGAAAUUGAAGAAAUUCAAUCGCAAAUCAAUAAUCAUGAACUGGGAGUAUUAGAGGACUUGAUGGACAUAUUGUCAAGUAUGCCAAGAAUGAUUUUAUUGAUAUUGAAAACAAACGAUUUAACUAGAAACUUGGAUGAGAGUUUAAAGUCUGACCUAGGUCCCGAGCGGACCUUUUUGAUAAUGGCCAACUAUUGUGCUCAAACAAUCUACGAGGAAGGUGUUGAUAUAAUCAACCGGCAAUUUAAAGGAAUUUCGUGGGCUUUCAAAAGAUUUGUUAAUUGGGUCGAUUAUCAAAAAAGGUUGACCACUUUGUAUAUAUAUGAUCUUGUAUUGAUGUUUCAAAAUGCAAGAUCCUGA